Molecule: messenger RNA, 2124 nt
Organism: Nerophis lumbriciformis (worm pipefish)
Lineage: Eukaryota; Metazoa; Chordata; Actinopteri; Syngnathiformes; Syngnathidae
Source: RefSeq, a predicted model, not a curated record
AUGCAAUGGAGAGAGAUGCUGCAAGAGGAUGUAAAAGGGCGAGGCAUCUGCAAGAGUAUGUAUGAACUGAGGGAUGCAACCCACAACCAUGCUGAGCCCCAAAAUGAGACAGGCUCGGCGAGGCCGUGCUCCCCUCUUAACCAGGAGAAGGUGCUGAAGGCAGGCUGGCUGAAAAGACAACGCAUUAUUUUGAAAAACUGGCAACUACGUUGGUUUGUCCUCAAGGCUGAAGCUUUGUACUUCUACAAAGACCAAGAUGAGACCAAGGAACAGGGUUUAAUUCCUCUCAAAGGCAGCCAGGUCAGUGACCUGCCCGCCAAUCACGAUGAACCGGGGCGUCAUUUAUUUGAAAUAGUUGCAGGUGGCAGCAGAGAACGCGAUCGAAACCAUGAAUCAUUCCUGCUGAUGGCCAACUCUGAAAGUGAUGCAGAAGAAUGGGUCCGAGCCAUACACAGAGCAAUAUGGGCCGUACAUGGAGGAGGUAUCUUUGGGCAGCACAUAGAGGAAACUAUGCUUAAUGAGGGAAAAUUUGAUCCCCAACAAAAGGUGCCUGUGCUUGUUGAACGCUGUACGUGUUUCAUACGUGAACACGGGGUUCGAGAGGAAGGUCUUUUUAGGUCCCCUGGGCAGAGCAAUCACAUUCAAGAACUGCAAGAUGCGUUUUAUCGUGGGGAGAAUCUGUUGUUUGACAGUACCACUGACGUCCACACAGUAGCGUCACUCCUCGUGCUGUAUUUAGGGGAGCUACCUGAGCCUGUGAUCCCUUUCACCAAGUAUGCACAAUUCCUCUCUUGUGCAAUGCUAAUCACCAAGGACAGAGAAACGGGUAUCAUAGAGCUUGGCAAGCAAGUGAACUUUCUUCCAAAGGUCAACUACAACCUUCUUGAACACAUCUGUAGGUUUCUGGAUGAAGUCCAGUCCCACUCUGACGUAAAUAAUAUGAGCAUCCAGAACCUCGCCACUGUCUUUGGACCCAGCCUGCUUCGGCCCAGAGUGGAAGACCCGGUGACCGUGAUGGAGGGGAGUCCUCAGCUGCAACACCUGAUGACUGUGCUUAUCAGUGAACACGCCAGACUUUACGGUCAAGACAACUGUGGUACUACGAUAGAGAAUUCUUCAUUGUGCAAAAACGACUCUCUCCAUAAGGGUAAAGUGGAAUGGCUUAAACAAGAGACAACAGUACCCCCUGUGGCUGAAAUACCUCAGGAAAGUCUUCGACAAUCUACCCCUUUCAAGGACGAUAAACUGACACCAUUCGUCACUACCUCGGAGAAGGAUGAAUCUGUUCUAAUGAAGAGAAUGCCAGAGGAGAAUGUGAACGGUCAAACAAAUGAUAAAAAAGAACAAGAGAGGCCCGCUAAGCAGUCCAAUGUCCUCUCUGCCGGGAAGGGCUCUUUUAAGGGCAGUUGCGAGGGUUCAAGGGGAAACAUUGGGAGAUCGGCGGGCGAUGUUUCAGUAGCAGGUGGUAGUAACUGGCUGAUGAAUGGCCUGUCAUCCCACCAAGCACACAGGCGCACCACCUCAUCUGUAGCAAAACUGGAAGACUCUGCUCCGUUCUUGACAGAUGCAACCCUUUCGCAUAAAGAGACCAUAGUAUCGCAAAAAGACCCCAGUAAAGACGUCCCUUGGACGCCGUCCUCUCAGAGAGCGCUUCACCAGUCGCACAGACUGUCUGCCUAUGACAAUGUUGCUCCUUCCACGCUCAGCUUGCCUGCUCAAAACUCUUCCAUAUGGACUGUUUUUGACAUCUCACUAACUGAGCCGCAAGACCAACAAAGAUCGCUGACUGAUGCUAUAAAUGCACUCAAUCAUGAGCCAAGUAGGGCUGAUGGUGAUGGGCUAACAAACCAAGUCACAGAGUUACAUGAUGAGCUAAAGGCACAGAGAGUGAGCUUUGAAUGCAGCAUUCGCAAGUUGGAGGAGAACUGUCGUAAGCACCGGGCCCAGAUAAAUAAACUCGAGGAGGAGCUCGACCAGGAGAGAAAACGUUAUCACAUGCUGGAGAUCCGAUUCAGGAACUCAGAGCGCGCACGCCAGGACGCAGAGAACCGAAACACUCUGCUCCGGAAGGAGAUGGAAGACUUCUUUAAGUCUUUAGAAGACCUGCCAACAAAGCCCAGCUAG